This is a messenger RNA of Penicillium pulvis, 909 nucleotides long. RefSeq lists its product as uncharacterized. The annotation marks the transcript as partial. The transcript is spliced from 5 exons. Gene Ontology annotation, molecular function: beta-1,4-mannosyltransferase activity. Lineage: Eukaryota; Fungi; Ascomycota; Eurotiomycetes; Eurotiales; Aspergillaceae. The record is from RefSeq and is a predicted model, not a curated record. Gene Ontology annotation, cellular component: cytoplasm.
AUGUUAGUUAAACCAGGUGCUCUCUGGACACCCGAAUGCUCUCUACUAGCUCUCAUAUACGUGCCAUGUCUGCUGGCACAGUGUCCACCGUACUCAACUUUAUUGGGACUUUGCCUACCAAUUCGGCCCUUCUCUUACGCAAAAUCAACCAAAAGGCGAGGAUUCCGGCGUUUGCUGAUUUGCCUGGUGACGAAAGGUACAAAUGUACAGGUCAGUUCUGUGACCGUGAUUGAUUCAAUCAAACCGUGGAAAAAUUGCAAAAGUUCGGCGAAGAUCACUUUCCAUGUGGUUCUGGAUUCCAAUAUUGAUCCUUUCCAGAGGUCUUUGCCUAGUUUUGUGAACAUUUUGAAAGUGCCGCAAUUUUUCCAACCAAAACUUGCCAAAUACAAGGGACGUGCACUGGAAUGGUGUCGACAAUACUGGAAUCUAUCAGAAUCGGAUUGGGUUCUACACCUUGAUGAGGAAACUCAGAUCGAUGAAUACCUAGUGAAGGCAUGUCUUGACUUUAUCGAGCGAGGGGCAGAGGAUUUUGGAAUGGGAACAGUGCAUUUUACCGCUCACAGCUACUGGAAGAAUGCUUUCCUAACCACAGCUGAGACCUCUAGAGUGGCAGAAGACUUCGGUCGCUUCCAGCUUCCUGUUCGGCUGUUCAGGCGCCCAUUGUUUGGGUGUAUUCAUGGCUCAUUCCUUCUUAUAAACGGAGCGGUAGAAAAUGAUAUUACCUGGAACACUGAUUGUCUUGCGGAAGACUUCUGGUUUGGCUUACAUGCCGCGCGCCGUGGCUUCAAAUUCGGUUGGAUCCAUGCUGUUGCGCGAGAGCAAGCUCCGUGGGAUCAUGUCUAUACGGAACUGGGGCUCGAGGUUGCUGCUCAUGUUCUCAAUGAUGGGAUCCCUGGCCUCUGCCAGUCU